This is a messenger RNA of Saccostrea cuccullata (small rock oyster), 614 nucleotides long. RefSeq names its product cytochrome b5-like. Gene Ontology annotation, cellular component: membrane; intracellular membrane-bounded organelle. Gene Ontology annotation, molecular function: heme binding. The transcript has 7 exons. The record is from RefSeq and is a predicted model, not a curated record. Lineage: Eukaryota; Metazoa; Mollusca; Bivalvia; Ostreida; Ostreidae. Bases 14 to 409 code for a protein of 131 amino acids.
GCACAUCAUCAUCAUGUCAGAGAAGAAGGUUUUCAGAGAGUCUGAAGUGACCAGCAAAAAAGAUAAAUCUACAUGGCUCAUUAUACAUGACAACGUGUAUGAUGUAACAAAGUUCCUGGAAGAGCAUCCUGGGGGAGAGGAAGUUCUUUUAGAACAAGCAGGUCGAGACGCAACAGAAGCAUUUGAAGAUGUAGGCCAUUCCACUGAUGCUAGAGAAUUGAUGAAAGAUUAUCUUAUUGGUGAACUCCAUCCAGAUGACAAGAAGGGAACCACAGUAAAGACAAACACAUCCUUCAAUCCACCAAAUACAGCAACUGCAGCUGGGAGUUGGACUGGUUGGUUGCUGCCUCUUGGGGUUGCCUUAGCUGCAGCCUUUGUGUACAGAUAUUUUAUGUCCCAGGGCAGCUGAAUUCACAUGUUCAUCUCUUCUAUUUGAUGGUCCAAAACUUGCUGUUAUUUGCUUGUACACAACCAUGGAUGUGAAUUGAAAAUGAGAUUUACAGCAAAGUGACAACAUAUUUAAUUAUGACUUAAAAUAUUUUUUAUGAUUAUUUUAUUGUAUUAUUUGAUUAUCAGGAUUAUUUGAUUAUCAAGAUAAAUCCAUUAGUAUAAAA